AUGUCUUCCAAAGCAGCCGCCUCUGGCCGGGACCCUCAGGCUCCAGUUCCAAGCCAGGAGGUCUUCGGUUCUACUAUCAAAGCUCACCGAAAGGACCCGGUCAUCCCAAAUAUAAGCUACGGUCUGCCAUUCGACAAAGCUAUCGUCAACCAUGUGGGACCGGAUGCCAAAGUGUAUGUGCUCGCCAGCAAGACACUUUCAGAGAAAACCAACAGCCUCGACCGCCUGAAGACAGCUCUUGGCACGCGUGUGAAGGGCACAAGGGUCGGGAUGACGCCUCAUACAAUCUUCCAAGAGUGCUUAGAGGUGACAGGCGAAGCCAAAACAGUCGGAGCUGAUACCAUCGUCACCCUCGGGGCUGGGUCACUGUCCGAUGCGGCCAGGUUCGUGCGUAAGGCCCUCACCAACGACAUCAGCACAAUCGCCCAGCUCGAAAAGCACACGGUGAACGUCAAAGACGGCAAAUGGACAGGGCCCCAGGGUCACAACCCGCCCACCGCCAACCUCGUCUUCAUCCCGACCUCGCUCUCGGCAGGCGAGCACACGCCCUGCAGCGGGGUCACCGACGGCGACACUAAGCAGAAGUACCAGAUCGUGGCGGCACAGGCGAGCGUGACCAUCUACGACCCGUGGCUGGCGCAGACGACACCCGAGUCGGUCUGGCUGCAGUCCGGCGUGAGGGGCAUCGACCACGCCGUCGAGUCGAUACUGUCGGGUCAUGCGUUCCCGGAGGUGUAUGAUGCCUGCCUCAAGGGGCUGCGGCUACUCGUGCCGGGACUCCUCGAUAGCCACGGGGGCAGGGACAGCGCCGAGGCUCGCCUCAACUGCCAGCUCGGGGCGUCUCUGGUGAUUCUCCCGAUCGCAUGGGGCGUGCCUGCUGGGGCGAGCCAUGGUAUUGGCCACAUGAUGGGCCCGAUGGGCGUUGGGCAUGGCGAGACUAGCUGCAUACUCCUGCCGGCGGUGUGCAAGUACAAUGCCAGAGUCACCGGGGAGAAGCAGGCCAGGAUAAGAGAGGUCCUCUGGGACAUCACUCUGUGCCGGCAGCUUUUCUCCAGCAAAGGCCUGCGCGAGGAUCAAGCUGACCUGGGAGACUUGCUAGACGUGGUGGUUCGAGCGCUGGGGAUGCCCAGGACACUCAAAGAGAAGGGGAUCACCGGGGAGAAGGUGCACGAAUUGGCCCGGAUGAGUCUGAAAGACACAUGGCUUGCGACGAAUCCGGUUCCGCUGACAACUGAGGAAGAGGUUCUCAAGGUUCUGAGUAUGGUGAGGGGAUAA
This is a messenger RNA of Diaporthe citri, 1275 nucleotides long. RefSeq lists its product as uncharacterized. The record is from RefSeq and is a predicted model, not a curated record. Gene Ontology annotation, cellular component: mitochondrion. Gene Ontology annotation, molecular function: metal ion binding; alcohol dehydrogenase (NAD+) activity. The transcript has a single exon. Lineage: Eukaryota; Fungi; Ascomycota; Sordariomycetes; Diaporthales; Diaporthaceae. Bases 1 to 1275 code for a protein of 424 amino acids.